Molecule: messenger RNA, 825 nt
Organism: Epinephelus lanceolatus (giant grouper)
Lineage: Eukaryota; Metazoa; Chordata; Actinopteri; Perciformes; Serranidae
Gene: cimap1d
Product: CIMAP1 family member D
Cellular component (GO): cytoskeleton
Source: RefSeq, a predicted model, not a curated record
AAAGAGUCAAAUGGAGAAGAAAUACCCUGUAAUAGCAGGAAGAGAAAAGGGGCCAGGGCCUGGGCGCUAUGGGCUUCCUCCCACAAUCGGAUUCAUGGGCCACGACUUCACCAAGCCAACGAGCCCUGCCUAUUCUUUCCACGGCAGGAUGAGUGACACCAUGUAUUGUGUAGACUCAAGUCCAGGGCCGCAGUAUCACAUUGAUGCAAAGAUCACUCGCUUUGGAAGGGAUGGCACACCUGCAUACUCAAUGUUGGGCAGAGUGAAAGCACAGAAGGAGCUCUUCCAGACACCUGGACCUGGUGCAUACAGCCCUGAGAAGACCCCACCAUGCAACCUCCAGCGCAGACCCCCGUCCUACACAAUGGGUGCCCGUACGCACUACCGAAGCGUGGACGCAGUACCUGCUCCUAACAAGUACUGUCUCCCUCCGCUAAUGGGCCCUCAAGUCCCGAACAAGCAAGCCAGCGCAAGCUACACAAUGUCAGGUAGUUUCAGCACAGGGGGACCUUCUGUGGAUUUAGCCAAGACGCCAGGGCCUUGCAGGUACAACAGUACGGACCCGAGUGUUUAUCUACCCAGACAGCCGGCGUAUUCCAUGCUGGGACGCCACAGCUUACCCAGAGAUGCCACAGAGAAACCCGGGCCUGGAACUUACAAUCCAGAGAAAGUGACAGUUCACAAGGCUCGGGCACCAGCCUACUCCCUGGGUGUCAGACACUCUGAAUUUGUUACCCCACUUGUUGUCAAUGUUUCUGACUGAACAUCAUUGCACUCUCACACUUAUUCUGUAAUCUGGUAGAAAAAACAACAUAUGAGCAAACA